Molecule: messenger RNA, 1349 nt
Organism: Paramecium pentaurelia
Lineage: Eukaryota; Ciliophora; Oligohymenophorea; Peniculida; Parameciidae
Source: the annotation of a GenBank genome assembly
AUGCUGCUGCUUCAAAAUGUAGGACAUAAGCAAAUUGUGUUAGAUUCAACGCGAAAGAUGCAGACCGAUAACAACUGCUACUACCUUAACUUCAGCAUUUAAAAAAAUAAACAGGUUAUGAAAAUAUUACAGUAACAACUGAUUCUGAAUGUGAUUCUUAUUUAAGUCGAUGUGUUACUCGUGGUAAAGGAAGUGUUCCAAAUAUAAAACCAUGCACAUCAUACAGAGGUACUAAAUAAUUAUGAAAUUAUUAAAAAAAUAUAUUGGACUGGAUACUAAUAAGAAUACCACUUAUGAAUAAAGUUCUAAGGAUGCUGGAGAUACUGCAACUAGUAAAUGCAAAGUAAGAAGUAGUGUUGAAACACUUCAGCUAUAACCGAUGCUGAAUGUGCACUCAUCUGAAAUGUUAUAAAAAUAACAGUAUUGGAUGUGUUGGCUCAACAUAGGUCAUUCUCUGCAUUUAAGGGAGAUUAAGCAGCUUGUUCAAAUUUAAGGGAUCUUUAAUACAUCAGAUUGUGUUAAGAAGAAGUGCAGGAAUAUUUCAGGUAAACACAAAAAAGAAUGUAAUGAUGGUAAGCCACAAUUUAUAACAAUUAAUGAUCCUUUGUGUGUCUUUGAUGGAACUUCAUGUAUUUAUUAUGGAAAACUUUGUAAUGUUUCAAUGGAACUUAAUAGACAGGGCAAUAUAUUUGUCUAAAAUUGUCCAAGCAAAUAAAGGAACAUGUGUUAAUAGAGAAUUUACAGAAACACUCAAUACUCUUGCAACUGAUACCAAUUAUCAGAAGCAUCCGAAAAAUUGUUAGACAUCUGGUUAUGGAUACAAAAGUACUAAAUAAUUUAACUAUUUGAAAUAGGAGACUCUAUGCAAUAUAAGAGAUGAAUGAUAUUGGGCAAGCUAAUGUUCAGUAGUUAGUGGAUCAUGUUCUACUUUACAUACUACGAAUUACUCUUGAUGUAAAAUCCAAAGUAAAUGGUAAGUUCUUAGCUUGGUAAUAAUCUAAUUCAAAAUUUAGAGUUUAAGUACAAUCGCAACAGUAAAUUCACAUGCUUAACAUUAACACCUUGCUGGAAAUUGUACUAUUUCUUCUGCUAGAUGCAUAACUAUUUCAAUAUGUUCAUCAUACAAGACUUAAUUGUUUGUGGCUGACUUAACACAUAAAAAUGGAGUAGCAAGAUGUGUUUGGGAUGCAACAAUAAAUAAAUGCAAAGAUAAAGUUUGCAGUGAUACAAAAAUGGCUUAACUGAUGGUGAAUAUUAUACUUUCUUUCAGGAUGUACAACAAAUGGAUUCGGUUAUUUGGCUUUGAGCCUAAAGUAUUGAAUUUGCCAAUAGAUAAUUCUUAGCGCUGA